AUGCGAAGUAUCCUCUUGUUUCUACUAAUCGGUGCUGACAUUUAUAAUGUUCACAUAAACAGUAUUCCGUUGAACGAAAAUAGACUUCCACAAUAUCCACCCUUCGCUGGACCACCACCCGCAUUCGGACCACCUCCACAAUUCGGGCCACCCCCACCACUCGGACAACAACCAGAAUUCCCACCACAUCCACCAUUCGGACAACCACCACUAUUCGUUCCACCGCCACAGCCCGCACCACCUCCACCAUUCGGACAACCACCACAAUUCCUUCCACCGCCAUCGAAUGGGCAACCUCCACACUUUGAGCCACCGCCAUCAGGUGGGCAACCUCCACAAUUCGUUCCACCGCCAUCGAAUGGGCAACCACCACAAUUCGUUCCACCGCCAUCGAAUGGGCAACCUCCACACUUUGAGCCACCGCCAUCAGGUGGGCAACCUCCACAAUUCGUUCCACCGCCAUCGAAUGGGCAACCUCCACAAUAUGGACCACCUCCACAAUUCUCACCACCGCCAUCAGGUGGGCAACCUCCACACUUUGAGCCACCGCCAUCAGGUGGGCAACCUCCACAAUUCGUUCCACCGCCAUCGAAUGGGCAACCACCACAAUUCGUUCCACCGCCAUCGAAUGGGCAACCUCCACACUUUGAGCCACCGCCAUCAGGUGGGCAACCUCCACAAUUCGUUCCACCGCCAUCGAAUGGGCAACCUCCACAAUAUGGACCACCUCCACAAUUCUCACCACCACCAUCUGAUGGGCGAACUCCUCAGUUACCACCACCCCCUCCUCCAGGAUCCCCACAGGGAUCUGCACCGAUGUACCAACCACCUUCAGGUGGACAGUCCCCUCCAUUCGGACCACCAAUGCUCGGCAAUGACGGAUCGAAACCCUCACCUCCAGCUGAAUCUGAACACCCAUCAGCGGAGAAAUAA
Messenger RNA from Trichobilharzia regenti, 933 nucleotides. The record is from the annotation of a GenBank genome assembly. Lineage: Eukaryota; Metazoa; Platyhelminthes; Trematoda; Strigeidida; Schistosomatidae.